AUGUGACCGACUGCCCAAGCGGCUAACGAGUAGAUCACUGGCGAAGAGUAUUAAAGCAAUACAUCUUUAUUAAAUAUGCCUUGGACAAAUUCAACACAAAAUUAAAGUGAAGUUUAUAUUUACUGAGUGUUAAAUUUACCUUUACAUUUACGCAAUUGCAACAUGAUAACUUGAUAUAAAACUUUAAUUUACAUAUAUAAGGAACACUAAAUAUAAUUAUCAGUGUUAAAUAAAAGCAAUUAAAUCGGUGUAGUCCGGUAGAGUGGUUAUCGGUAUUCAGAAGGAAGGGUUCAGUUAGUUGUCUCAAGGACCCGCAGUCAGCAGUAAGCAACACGUAUUUCUUAUCUCUACCGCAAUGUUUAGGCGAAGUUUAACUCGACUGUCAUCAUAUAUCGACAAAACAACAUGGAGGAGGACUGAAACUUCAUAUAGUAAUGGUCAUACUCGAGGGUUGAGGACGACAUCGGUCAUGCCAGCUUUAUUUAAUGUACAAGAUGAGGAAGACUUCACUGAUCGGGUCCUCAAAUCAUCAACUCCGGUCGUCGUUGAUUUCCAUGCCCAGUGGUGCGGACCGUGUAAGCUGCUUGGCCCACGUCUUGAGACCAUUAUAGGGGGUAAAGGAGAUAAAGUUCACUUGGCAAAAGUAGAUAUUGAUGAUGUAUCAGACCUGGCACUUGAUUAUGGGGUGUCUGCUGUCCCUUCUGUCCUGGCUGUAAAAGAUGGUAAGGUUGUGGACAAGUUUGUUGGACUUCAGGAAGAAUCUAGGAUCGAGGCCUUCGUCAAUCGUCUAAUUGGAGAAUAGAUAAAAAAUAAUUAAUAUCGUUGGAAAAUUUGUAAUGAACUUAGUGGGUAAUAUGCAAGUUGUAUAUCAAUCACAGAUGGGCAUAAUGAAGGUUUAAAUAUACAGGUACUGUAUACAUUUUAUUUCUUUUGGUCUCUUAAGUGUACAUUUUUAUUGUAAGAUACUGUAUGGAGGAGAAGUGAUUCUAUAGAUUAAUUAUGCAAGGUUAAUGCACAUAAUGUGUAUAGUGUAGACAAAGAAAGAUUGCAGGGAAAAUAUGGGCAUGUUGUGGAAGCUGUAACUGCAAAUACUUCCUUUAUUUUUAUGCACUCUUUUUUAAUCUAAGUGGGUAUGUACAUUUAGAAUGUUAACAUUACACUUUUCUCAUGACAUUAUGCAAUGUAUGUUUGUGGAUAAAUAUUUUACCAUUACACUUUUCUCUCAACAAGUUUUGCUUUGUACCUUUGUGGACAAAAGUUCUUUUUACCCCGGUUUGAAACUUUACUAAACCCAGAUGAGGUAAUGCAGUGCUAUAGUGGGUAGAUAAGCAAAUUGGAGACUCCUCCCAGUAGACAGGAGUCUCAAGUAUAAAGAGCUUUUGUUCAUGACUGUACAAGUAAGUUAUUAUCAUUACAGGUUUUUCUUGAUAAAUUUUGUGGCUAGACAGUACAGUACUGUACAACACUUACAUUAUGCAUUAUACAUAACAGUUUGGGCAUCCAUAGCACCUUUUUCUCUCUUCAUUCAUAAUAAAUGAAACACGUCUAUGAUUCAGUGAUCUUUUCUCACUGACUAGAUGGGCCUAUGUUACAGUCCAAGACAUUGUACUUAACAUAUUUUUUACUCUGCAUCUGUGUGAAAAUCUUUGUCUGUCUGUACAGAAGCUGUAAUUAUUGUAGUCUUGAACUGUACAAAUAAAAAGUUUUCUUAUUAAGAAAAAUCAA
Homarus americanus (American lobster) is the source of this 1725-nucleotide messenger RNA. Its product is annotated as thioredoxin, mitochondrial-like. Lineage: Eukaryota; Metazoa; Arthropoda; Malacostraca; Decapoda; Nephropidae. The transcript has 3 exons. Gene Ontology annotation, molecular function: oxidoreductase activity, acting on a sulfur group of donors, disulfide as acceptor; protein-disulfide reductase activity. Gene Ontology annotation, cellular component: cytoplasm. The record is from RefSeq and is a predicted model, not a curated record. Bases 356 to 802 code for a protein of 148 amino acids.